GAGGUUCGCGGGCUCGCCGCUCCCGUCCGGCACGCCGCCGGCGACGCCGCCCGCCGCCGCCUCCCCGCCGCCCUCGCCGACCCCGCGCCCGUUCCAGCCCCCGCGGGCUUUGCUGUGGGACCACGCCCCGCUGUGGUGCGGCCGGUGCGCCGACGAGGUGGUGUCGGAGUCGAG
Molecule: messenger RNA, 174 nt
Organism: Prorocentrum cordatum
Lineage: Eukaryota; Dinophyceae; Prorocentrales; Prorocentraceae
Source: the annotation of a GenBank genome assembly